AUAGUUCCUCCAUCCACUCUAACUCAACAUGGACUCUGUCAAACUCUCAUCUCUCUCUCUCUACCUCUUUCUCCUUUUCAUUAUCAGUUUUCCCCAACAUUCCCUCUCAUGCGGCUCUUGCAACCCCCAAAAGGGCGGUAAGCCCUCCGUUAAACCCCCUGUACACGUUCCGAAGCUACCGGUUCCUCCAGUGACCGUCCCAAAGCUACCUGUUCCUCCCGUGUCUGGCAUACCCAUUCCUCCAGUGUCAGGGCUACCCGUUCCUCCUGUGACCGUCCCAAAGCUACCUGUCCCAAAAAUACCGGUUCCCCCUGUAACAGUCCCUACGCUACCCCCAAAGCUACCUGUCCCAAAGCUACCCGUUCCUCCGGUGUCAGGGCUACCCAUUCCUCCGGUGUCAGGGCUACCUGUUCCUCCUGUGACCGUCCCAAAGCUACCUGUCCCAAAGCUACCGGUUCCCCCUAUAACUGUCCCUUCGCUACCCCCCAAGCUACCUGUCCCAAAGCUGCCCGUUCCUCCGGUGUCAGGGCUACCCAUUCCUCCGAUGAUAGGCCCCAAUCUGCCAUUGCCACCUUUGCCAAUUGUUGGUCCCAUCCUUCCACCCGGGACAAAGCCACCGGCCCCAGGAGGCGGGGAUUGUCCUCCACCCCCAGGGAGUGGGAAGGCGACAUGUCCAAUAGACACUCUAAAGUUGGGUGCCUGCGUUGACUUAUUGGGUGGUUUAGUAAAGAUAGGGCUUGGGGAUGCAACUGUUAACAAAUGCUGUCCGUUACUUAAAGGCCUGGUUGAAGUGGAAGCUGCCGCUUGUCUCUGCACUACCCUUAAGAUCAAAGCUCUUGACCUCAAGCUUUACGUCCCUGUUGCUUUUCAGCUUCUUCUUACCUGUGGAAAAAAUCCACCUCCAGGCUAUACUUGUUCCAUAUGAUAAAGCUCACUUCACUUGAAGGAUAGUUUGGAGAAAAAAGUGAGAAGAGAAAAGAAGAGCUCCAAUAUUUCCUUUGUUGGUUUAUCUAAUCAUAUCAUAUCCCGUUGAUUCUUUCCUCUAUAUAUCGUUCCCCUCUGCUUGUAUCAACAAUUAAUGUGUGUGUUUCUAGACAAAUGACUCUUCUCUUUGUAUUGAAUGAUUUGAAAUCUUUUUUGAUAUUUAUUUGGGGUGAGUAUAACCUCUAUAAAUUACUACGAUAAAUCAACAUAUUAA
Camelina sativa (false flax) is the source of this 1198-nucleotide messenger RNA. RefSeq lists its product as uncharacterized. The record is from RefSeq and is a predicted model, not a curated record. NCBI's taxonomy places the organism in Eukaryota, Viridiplantae, Streptophyta, Magnoliopsida, Brassicales, Brassicaceae.